CCAUCUCUACUCCAGCGUGGUAGCUAUUUACUGCUACUCGGGGAACCUGCUCCCGCCCCACGCACGUGGGGGAAGGUGUCCAUGAAUACCUGACCUUGCUUGAAAGGAUGUAGAACAAUAGAGGUUUUGUGCUCUCACAGCCCUUAAUUCAUUGGAUCCUCAAAACAGCUUGGGCUGCUAACUUUAAAAGAAACGGAUGUGAUAUGCAUUGAAAUUAUUAAAAGCCCAGUUCUCCCAGGCUCUUGAAGACAGAAAGAAAACAUGGAAUCAACAGAAAACAUAGAAAACUUGGAACCAUCACCAGUUUUUAUGAGAAACCUUCCAAUUACACCAGGAUAUGGAGGAUACGUCCCUGUCCGGCUUACCAGAAUGGGUGUGUCUUUCAACAGGGACACCAGCUACUGUGUCAAAAUAUUCAGGAACACAACUCAGAGAUAUAAAGAUCAGCUGAAUGCAUUGAGAUACCACGCAGCCACUGCUGACCAACUAAAAGAAAUCUGUCCCAAGGAACCACUUUUAAGGAUGAUACAUGAUUACUAUGUCCGCCAUCACCCAACUUGCAUAGAAGCCGAUCGUGAGAGGAAGCCUUUACAGGAGCCCCCCAUUCCUGGCUGGUGUGGCCAUUUGCCAAGAGCCAGGGUUACAGAACUGGGUUGUGCUGUGCGUUAUCAUGUGAUGGCAAAACAGUGCUAUGAAGAUUUCCUAAAUAUGAGAGAAACCCGUAAGAGAGGUCCAUUUAAACGAUAUCAGAGACUGAUGGAAAAAGACGAGUCACUUAAAACUUCCCGUGAACUUCCUCAGUCUUCCCAAGAAAAUAAACCAAAAUAUCCAUAUGAAGAUUAUGCGAAAACACCCAAUGAAAAUCAUAGAACCUCUCCAAACCAUGACCAUUCAACACACUUUCAUGGACCCUACAGACCUAAGAAAUACCUUGAACCACUGACCUACAAGGACUCUUCAGGAGGAUUAGGGCACAUGGAACUCUUGUCUUGCUCUUGACUUAAGCAACUUCAGCCCGUUGAAACACAUUUAUGUGCUCAAAAGUCCUGUCUGCUUUGAAAUCCUAAACUUCACACCACUCAUCAGUCUCCAGGACAUAGUCACAAUUAUCUACUAUUCCACCAGAAUCUAUGUAUUCACUGACUGCACAAUGAGUCAUUGGGCAUAAGCAUUCCAUGGUGACCCUAUGAUAAGUGACUAUUAUAUUGAUUAACUUUUAUCUUUUAUUGUGGUGGAAAUAAAAAUACCAUUUCUCUGUGUA
This is a messenger RNA of Antechinus flavipes (yellow-footed antechinus), 1261 nucleotides long. It is a transcript of the gene SPMIP5, whose product is annotated as chromosome 2 C10orf82 homolog. Bases 262 to 999 code for a protein of 245 amino acids. Lineage: Eukaryota; Metazoa; Chordata; Mammalia; Dasyuromorphia; Dasyuridae. The record is from RefSeq and is a predicted model, not a curated record. The transcript is spliced from 8 exons.